Molecule: messenger RNA, 1113 nt
Organism: Symbiodinium sp. CCMP2592
Lineage: Eukaryota; Dinophyceae; Suessiales; Symbiodiniaceae
Source: the annotation of a GenBank genome assembly
AUGGCCUUCUCCCACCAGCUUGAGGAUACAAACUUCGCGAUGCUCCCAGCGUGGUCUGACUGUUCAUGGGGAUUCCGGACCACGCCACCAGCCUUGAUGCCUGAGGAGGACCCGGGCACACCGCGCAUCAGCCGCCGGCGUAGCUGGGGAGUGUUGGACGUGGACGAGGCAGGAUUUGGGGACUUUCGGCAAGCGACUGGCGAACAGACCAUGAACAUCUGGCAGGCCUCCCCGACGAAGGUCCAGCGCCUUGAGAGCUCGAGCGCGGCCGUAGCUGCGGCCGACUUCGAGGUGCAUGAGUUCAUCCUGCAGACUCCCGAGCCGAAGGGCAAGGCGGUCGGUGCGACACCACCGCCUGCGCCCUGUGCGGCUCAGAAGGUGCGGCAGCUACAGUGCGAGGUGCAGGCCGGCCUGAGGAAGAAGUCCGUCCCUUUGGUGCAAUUGGCCCUCUCGCAACGGUCGAUGCUUGGUUGCCCUUUUCGCUGCGACCACUCCUUGCACGAGGCCGUUCACGGCCAGUAUGUGGAUGCUCUUGAGUUUCUUUUGGCUGCUGGCAUCAAGGAGAACCUGAAUUCUACUUGCUGUGGCCUCACUCCCCUCGCCCGCGCUGUGCGCUCCAUCACCCGGAAGGACGAUGGCCCGUACAUGAUGGCGUCGACAUUGCUUCGCUACAAAGCCCGUCCAGAUGUGGUGGCCCGAUGUGGCUCCACCCCGCUUCACGAUGCCGUUGAGCGAGUUGCGCCGGCGGCCGUGAAUUUGUUGCUGGCACAUCGGGCAGAUCCGAAUGCCGCAACCCGCUCGGGCAAGACGGCGUUGCACCUCGCUUGCUCAAGGACGAUCUUGGCAUCGGAGCAGGAUGCCAGGACAUUGGUCGAGACCUUGCUGCACGCUGGGGCAGAUCCCACGCGCCGGGAUGAGAAAGGUUUUCGCCCAUCCGAUCACUUGGCAGGCCCCUGCUUCGGCUGUCGGCCCCCUGGGCUUCAGGUGUUGCUGAUCCGCGAAGAGCGUUGGUGGACACGCAGAGCCGUUAUCCUGCUACGGGAGAAGGGCUCUGACCCCAUCUUCAGCAAGCUUCCUGAGAUGCUGUUCCAGGCUGUGGUGCGAUAUCUUUGA